AUGAGAAAGCUUUCAGCUUGGGCUUGCAGGGUUUCACCUGAAAUCCAAGACAAUGCAGGCAAAAUUAAUAGCCCUAGAAAACCACAAAUCCCAAAAUCUUCUUCUGUACUAAAACGUGUUGAUCAAAACCCUAAAUCUUCCUUAACGGGUAAACUACAAUCCGAACAAUCGAUUAAUGAUACAACUUCAACUCAUCAAGUUCAACUUGCAGCUGCCGAGAGAAGAUUCAUCUUAAAACCCAUCGAUCAUCAUUAUCUCAACGAAAUUCUUUCGAGGAAAGACUGGUUUUUAUUGCUAAACCAUGAACUGAAGGCGCGGAGGCUCAACGUGAAUGAUCGGGUUGUGGUUAGCAUUUUGCAGAACCAAGAAAAUGCUUUAUGCGCCUUGCGAUUUUACGUUUGGCUUUCGAAUUUCAGUUCUUCGCUUGCAAAGAACAAAUCCAUUCACAGUGCUUUAAGCAAUGCCCUAUGCAGAAAAGGUCCGCUUUUGUUAUCUGGUGAAUUGAUACAGGAAAUUAAGAACUCGGGGUGCCGAUUAGAUGAGGGCGUGCUCUGCGCUUUGAUUGGUAGCUGGGGAAGAUUGGGGUUGGCAAAAUACUGUUCCGAGGUUUUUCAGCAGGUUUCGUAUUUGGGGAUUUUUCCUAGUACGAGAUUAUAUAAUGCGGUCAUUGAUGGGCUAGUGAAGUCAAAUUCACUGGAUUUAGCCUACCUCAAGUUUCAUCAAAUGGAGGUGGAUAAUUGUGUGAGGGAUAGAUUUACAUACAAUAUUCUCAUUCAUGGUGUAUGUAAGGCUGGUGUAAUGGAUGAGGCUCUUCGUCUAGUGAAACAGAUGGAGGGAUUAGGAUACUUGCCCAAUGUGUUCACAUAUACCAUUUUAAUUGAUGGAUAUUUAAAUGCGAGAAAAAUAGAUGAGGCGUUCAGGCUUCUUGGGAGAAUGAAGACUAGGAAUGUGAAGCCAAAUGACGCCACUUAUAGAUCACUAAUCAAUGGCGUUUUUCGUACUUUGCCCCCUGUUCAAGCUUUUGAGUUGUUAUCGAGAUGGGUGAAUAAGGAGCCCAAUCUUCCUAAAGUUGUUUGUGAUAGCAUAAUUUAUUGUUUGUGUACUAAUUCCUUACCUAAGCAGGCCGCUGAAUUUUCAAAGACAGCAGGUGAACGGGGUUAUGUUCCAGAUAGUUCAAUAUCUAAUAUUGCCUUGACUUGUUUGAUAAAAGGAUUAGACCUGGAUGAAGCGUGUAAGAUGUUUGAGUUUUUCAUUGAGCGUGGGGUGAAGGUGGAUUUAAGUACUUGCCUGGCACUCAUUGAGGAAUUAUAUAAAUCGAGAAGAGAAGAAAAGGGCAAUGAGUAUUUAAGCCGGUUAAUCCAAAGAGGACAUGUCGCUAAUGUAUUUUCGUACAAUCUGAUGAUUGAUUGCUUCUGCAAAGCGAAAAUGAUGAACAAAGCCAUGGAGACUUUUAGGGUAAUGUCUAAAAGGGGUAUUUUGCCUAAUCUUGUUACUUUCAAUACCCUCAUCGCAGGCUACAGUAAGGUUAGGGAUGUAAAGAAGGCACGGGAAGUGCUACUUAUGCUAUUUGAUCAUGGUUUAAAACCAGAUGUGUUCACUUUCAGUUCGAUUAUCGAUGUUCUAUGCCAGGUUAAUCAGAUUGCCGAUGCUUUUGACUGUUUCUUGGAAAUGAUGGAGUGGAGGAUUAAUCCCAAUGCAGUCACGUAUAACAGCUUAAUUCAUUCAUUGUGUAUCUCGGGGGACAUUUUUAAAGCAAUGAGAUUAUUGAGAAAGAUGAAAAGUGAUGGGAUAUUGCCUGAUGUUUAUACCUUUAAUGCUUUAAUACAGAAUUAUUGUAAACUUAAUAAAAUCGAUAAGGCCCAGAGGCUUCUCGCAAGCAUGUUGUCACUUGGUUUGCGUCCAGAUAAUUUUACGUAUGUUGCUUUUAUUAAUUGUCUGUGUCAAUCUGGGAGGUUUGGUGAGGCCAGAGAUUUGUUUUAUUCAAUGGAAGAAAAUGGAUGCAAACCUGAUGCUUAUACGUGCAAUUCAUUCAUUGAUGCCUUAGUAAAGUCUGGAAAAUUUGAAGAGGCUCAAGAUGUGUGGAUGAAAUAUGAACAGAAGGGAAUUAUUUUGAAGCCGGUGCCUACAGAGUCCAGAGGCGUGAUAAAAGAGUUUGGGUUGCUUUUUAGGCAGAUUGGCUUUGCCUUCCUAUACAAAUACAAGCAGAAAAAAACCCGAGCUGUGUGGCUGGAACUCAAAGUGGUCAUGCGAUUCAGAGAAGGUGUUGUUUGGUACAGCGCUUUAGUAGGAAGGGCGUAUGAAUAUCCUCACUUGGGAGCUGCAGGAGUCGUUGCUGAUGAGUAUUUGCCUAAAGCAGAGGUUGAAGGAGAGACUAAUCAGUUCUUUCCUGAAUCUGGGAUAGUAGGCACAAAUCCUGCUCUUAUUUUCAACAAAGCCAUUGGAUGUUUUAGCGACAAAUAUAUAUACAGCCGUUGUAAUGAAGAUCACAGGCUCACUCAAAGUGGAUUGCUCAAUGUUCCAAUUGGAUACACUGAUGAAUAUUGUAAUGGGCCAUGUUUAGGAGAGACGAACCACGUUUUAGACUGCAUUGGUGGAUUCCUAAAAGGGUUCAUAUUUUAUAAUAAGGCAACACUAAGAGAUAUAAGAGACACCCUCGAGUCUGGAUGUGGCUAUGGACCUUUAAGAGGCAACUUUGAUGUGGUUCGGAAUAUUGAAGCCGGUGAUGCCAGCAAGUACAAGGCGUCUAAGCAUGUCGUUUAUGCACUCGUGGUGAUGAUUAUCGGUUGGAGAUUAGUGAUCUAAUUCAUGCUAUAUUCAGUGGAACAAAUUCUUGAUUUUCUCUGAGAUGAUUGCAUAUGCAUACAUUAUAUGUGUAUAUGUAUUUGUUACUAAUGUCAUCUAGUACGAUACUCGUGUACUAGAUAAGUACU
Striga asiatica is the source of this 2930-nucleotide messenger RNA. The record is from the annotation of a GenBank genome assembly. NCBI's taxonomy places the organism in Eukaryota, Viridiplantae, Streptophyta, Magnoliopsida, Lamiales, Orobanchaceae.